Molecule: messenger RNA, 2594 nt
Organism: Nasonia vitripennis (jewel wasp)
Lineage: Eukaryota; Metazoa; Arthropoda; Insecta; Hymenoptera; Pteromalidae
Gene: Nup75
Product: nuclear pore complex protein Nup85
Exons: 9
Coding region: 146-2083 (645 amino acids)
Biological process (GO): positive regulation of DNA-templated transcription; mRNA export from nucleus; protein import into nucleus
Cellular component (GO): nuclear pore outer ring
Molecular function (GO): structural constituent of nuclear pore
Source: RefSeq, a predicted model, not a curated record
AGAUUUCGUUUUCGGCGCGCGCUGUAUACCUAACCUUUUCGACGUAUGCCGCUCGUGCCGUUAAAAAGAUGUGUUUGUAAAUAAUUUUUUGUGUUAAGUGCAAACCGUUUAGUUUGUGAAUGAAUGUUAAUUAUUAUUUUUAAUUAUGGCUGAAGGAAGUAAUGCGCAGAUCAUAGCAAUACCUGAUGAUGUAUGUAGAAAAGCUGGGACUGCUGCGACUUGGGUUGGACCAAAUAAACUUGCUCUUUUUGGUUACAAACAUGUGAAUGUACAUUCUAAAGAUGCUCCAAGCAGUUUUUCACCCUGUGAAGCAAAAGUACAUUUUCUCAGACCAGAAGUAAUCUUAUUUUCACCAUCUCUUCGCAAACUUGUAAACGAAAGCAAUGGUGUAUUUUUAUCCAUUCAAAAGGUGAACUGUUCUCCUACUUCAAAUGAUUCAAGACCAGAAAUGCUAAAAUACAGCAAACAGUAUCGUUCUAUCUUGAGAGCUUGUAUAGAAGAAUUACAAGAUCUUGCUGAAAAGUGCCCACAAGAAAAGAAAAAUCUUUAUGAAAAUUUUCAAACUAUUUUUUAUAACAUUGAAUGUGUCUGGCAUUUGACAGAAAUUCUCUACGUAGAUGUUGUUCCAGGUGAUGUUGUUCUUCCUCAACUUCUUGAGUGGGUUCGGUUUCACUUUCCUUCAAGAGAAAUAAUGGCCAUGAAAAUUUUAGCUAAGAAGAAAAUUGGCGCAGACCUUGAAAAUAAUGAAUAUUGGGAAGCUGUGAUGGGUUGUGCUUUACAUGGAAAGCUAGAUAUUGUUAGAGCUCUUCUUGCGUUACACAGUAAAGCAGAUCAUUCAGCAUUUAUAGCUGCAGAAAAUUCUUUGAGAAAUAUGCCUGUAUACAAUGUAUAUGGUGGAUACUCUGUCAAAGAAUUUACAAUAAGAUGGAAGCAGUGGCAGAUGAGUUUGUCUCAAAGCAUUGAUAGCAAAGCUUUUGGUGUGGAAGAAAACUUAGAAGCACUUAUGAGGUUAGUUGUUGGUAAUGAAUUCUGGGAAUUCUCAAAAUACACAGAAGCAUGGUAUGAGUUACUGGCAGCAAAGCUGUUUUAUUCUGCCCCAUGUUGCAAGCAACCAGAGCUUGCUCGUCAUGCAAACAGUGUUGCAAUUAAAUGGCAAUCAAACCGACAAACCUCGCUUAUGACAUUAGAUAAUAUAAUUCUUGCUUUGAUGGAAAGUGACUUGCAUCAAGUUAUCAAAGAAAUUCAGUACAUGAAUGAUAAUGGCUGGUUUGCAGCACACUUAACAGAUUUACUGUACCACUGCGGCAGAUUGAAUAUAAUGGACAAGCACCAAAUCAAUGUCACAGAUUUGCUUCAUGAAUCAUUGAUAUUGGAUUAUGGUAGUACUUUAAUGGACCAUCAUUCUUUAUGGCAGUGUGGUGCAAGCUACUUGGAACACUGUCCAACACAAGGUCUAGCAAGGCUUGAAACUCUCUUGCAGACAAUCCCUCUGGGUAGUGAAGCUAGAAUUCAUAAGAUAAUUGAUCUAGCAAAUGAGAAAAAUAUGCAUAAUGUUGUUAAUAGCAUUUGCAAGAUCCAAGGAAUAAAAUGUAUUAAUCAAGGUCGAUUGGGCAACGCGCUUGCCUGGGCGCUUAAAGCUCGUGAUAUUCUUUUCACCAGCCAUAUCGCUGAUCGCUUCCUCAAACACUACGUUGAACAUGCGGAAAUACAAUGUCGAGAUUUAUUAGAGAAUCUUGGGCCUUGUAUGCUCGUUAGCGAUAGGCUCACAUUCCUUGGAAAAUAUUGCGAAUUCCAUCAAAUGUAUGGCAUAGGAGAAUUUAAAGAAGCCGCAAGACUACUCAUAUCUUUGAUUGUCUCAGAACUAACACCAAAAUAUUUCUGGUCAAUGCUGCUAACGGACGCUAUCCCACUUCUCGAGACCGACGACCUUGUGUUCUCCUCCGAAGAUACGUUCGAGCUUCUGCACGCGAUCGAAGAACACGGAGACGAUCCCAAGUUUGAAGACAAGGUGAUGAUAUUCCGGUUGGCAGCUGCACGAAAUCUUGCGCGAGCGCUUAUCAUCGAGGGCAGUAUGCCUGAUUAACGAUCAUUCUAUUAUAUACAUCUAUAUUUAGUUGCCAAACAAAUGUGUAAAUAUUAUACCUUUUUAUACAGUAUACUUAUUGCCAUCGCGGUAAAACAAGCGUUUGAGGAUUGAGCAGUCGUUCGCUAAGAUUUGUAUUUUUCGUUCAUCUCCGUGUAAUUGUAUGUGAUAUUGGCAGUACAAAACUUGUGAUUUUUUUAAUUUGUUUUCCUCGAGGGAUUUAGUUUUUGUUUAUUAUUUUUAAGAAGGAGCCUUUGUUACAGUAGUAUUUGUAAAUAAAUAAAAAGGAUAGUGUCAAAUUCAUGUCAAAUGAACGAGAAAUCAAAAUUCUAAGCGAUGUCUGCUCAGUCUCAUCCGGAUCAACUUUACUGCCAGAAAAAUGCCUCAAUCAUUUGAUUAUUAUUAUUUCAAGUCAAAGAAAUAAACGUAUCAAAUGUUUACAAGCAAUGUGCUUGAAAUAACUGUAUUAUUGAAAGCUCAUAAAGACAGCAGAAUUUUUCCACAUCAAAAA